UUGAAAGGGUCUACUUCGGUGGGAAAAGAAACCCCCAUUUAUUGACGUGCCAAAGGCUGAGAGCGUAAACAGAAGAAACAAAGGAAAGCGCUUCUCUCGACGCGGACGAAGUCACGACUCCACUGCUUAAAAUCUGAAGAGAGAGAAAGACCAACCCGAUCCCUUUGCAGUUCGCCAAUUGAUCAAAAGAAUCGCCUACGGUUUUCAAACCGAAUUGAGAAGAAAAAGAAAGAAAGAAAGGAAGGAGAUCGAUCGGCGCUCUGAGAUCGAAAGAGGAAGAAAUGAAGAGAGUUUUUGGUGCGAAGAAGAACAAGGAGCCCCCUCCAACGAUCCAGGAUGCCACUGAUAGGAUAAAUAAAAGAGGUGAUACGGUGGAUGAGAAGAUUAAAAAACUUGACGCUGAGCUGGCUAGGUACAGAGAGCAAAUAAAGAAGACUAGACCAGGUCCUGCUCAGGAGGCUGUUAAAGCUCGAGCUAUGCGAGUUCUGAAGCAAAAGAAGAUGUAUGAAGGACAGCGUGAUAUGCUGUACAAUCAGACAUUCAACUUGGACCAAGUUGCCUUUGCUGCUGAGGGCAUCAAAGAUGCUCAACAAACUGUGUCCGCAUUGAAGUCAGCAAACAAGGAAUUGAAAGGGAUGAUGAAGACUGUGAAGAUUGAAGAUAUAGAUAGCAUGCAAGAUGAGAUGAUGGAUCUGAUGGAUGUUAGCUCAGAAAUUCAAGAAUCCCUUGGUAGAAGCUACAAUAUUCCUGAUGACAUAGAUGAGGACGAUCUUAUGGGUGGUAAGCUGAAUUUUACUUACCCUGGAGUAUUAUUUUCAGAUAUAACCAUGCAUUUUAUGGGCACUUUAAUUCUGGAUAGGAAAUCGUGGUUCUUUGUUGUUACCGUGGUUUAUCUUACCGUGUUGCUGCUUGUGUACGUUAAUGCAGAGCUUGAUGCUCUAGAAGCUGACAUGGGUGCAGAGACUGAAUCAGAUGCCAUGCCUUCAUAUCUGCAACCAGAUACGGAUCUGGAUGCAGAACUCAAUUUGCCUGCAGCUCCAACAGGGAAUGCAGUGCAAAACAGGCCAAAUGCUCAGGCUGAGGAUGAAUUUGGUUUACCAGCUGUGCCCAGAGCCUCUUUACGGGGUUAAGAGCAAGCGGCAGCUAGUAAUGAGGUUGAUGUUAAUACAUUCUUUUAUCUGUUGUGAUAUAGCUCCUUGUAUCCCCGCUGGAUGGACAAUGGCAAUAUCAGGCUGCUCGUCUGUGAACAUGUUUUUAUCUGUUCCCAAAGCUAAACUGUCAUUAAUGUGAGGGCAUAUUAUUAUAACCGUUUUUAUGGCUUCCCGUUCCAAUGUAAGCUUGUCCGCAUGGUGCUCAUCUUGUAUGUUUAUUUUGUGAUUCUUAGCUUGUACAGUGUUAUUAUGGUGCUCGCGAUUACAUUAAAUUUGAAAGAGACUAAUCUUCCGUA
This is a messenger RNA of Asparagus officinalis (garden asparagus), 1447 nucleotides long. Its product is annotated as charged multivesicular body protein 5-like. The record is from RefSeq and is a predicted model, not a curated record. Gene Ontology annotation, biological process: vesicle budding from membrane; late endosome to vacuole transport via multivesicular body sorting pathway. The transcript has 6 exons. The coding region runs from base 282 to 1130 and encodes 282 amino acids. Gene Ontology annotation, cellular component: multivesicular body. Lineage: Eukaryota; Viridiplantae; Streptophyta; Magnoliopsida; Asparagales; Asparagaceae.